GUGUUAGUGCAUUGCAGUAGGUGAGAGAUAGCAGCUUCAAUGAAGUAUUUCUGCUUCUUUGGGCUUCUUGUGCUUGUGGGCCUUUCCAGCUUCGAACGGGCCCAUGGAGCUGGGGAGUGUGGGAGAGUUCCCGUUGAAAGAGAGGCCUACAAGCUCUUCCCAUGCGCAUUAGCUGCGCAAGAUGAGAAGGCCGACGUCUCAGAUCGGUGCUGCCUCCAAGUGAAGAGAAUGGGCCAGAACCCAAGCUGUCUUUGUGCUGUCAUGCUUUCUCAGACCGCAAAGAGCGCUGGGGCUAAGCCAGAAGUGUCUGUGACCAUCCCCAAGCGAUGCAAUCUCGAAGACCGGCCUGUUGGGUUUAAGUGUGGAGAUUAUACAUUGCCAUGAAGAUUGCGAGAAUGGACGGAUGCGAUAGGCCGUCUGGUAGGUAAUGGUGUGGACGCUGAUGUUC
Magnolia sinica is the source of this 448-nucleotide messenger RNA. RefSeq lists its product as uncharacterized. Gene Ontology annotation, biological process: systemic acquired resistance. The transcript has 2 exons. Bases 40 to 384 code for a protein of 114 amino acids. Lineage: Eukaryota; Viridiplantae; Streptophyta; Magnoliopsida; Magnoliales; Magnoliaceae. Gene Ontology annotation, molecular function: fatty acid binding. The record is from RefSeq and is a predicted model, not a curated record.